Messenger RNA from Kwoniella shivajii, 2406 nucleotides. RefSeq lists its product as uncharacterized. The record is from RefSeq and is a predicted model, not a curated record. Gene Ontology annotation, biological process: double-strand break repair; regulation of DNA-templated transcription. NCBI's taxonomy places the organism in Eukaryota, Fungi, Basidiomycota, Tremellomycetes, Tremellales, Cryptococcaceae. Gene Ontology annotation, cellular component: Ino80 complex. The transcript has 12 exons. The coding region runs from base 1 to 2406 and encodes 801 amino acids.
AUGGAGACACCAAAAGAGGAGGGAUCUCCAGCUGCACCCCAACUGCCUCAGAUGCAAAAUGAUACUCCCGCGCCCGUGAGCGAAGAAAUGGCGGAUACACCAACGCCAAUAGCUGGACCUUCUACGACUCCAGCAGCAAUUCCAGUUCCAGCUCCGAACAGGAGGAAUUACAACAAGAAGAGCAAGCAAAAAACAGAAGGUUUGAUGGCAUAUACAUCAGCUUUCGUUCCUGGAAUGUAUAACAUCAAAAUACCAGCAGGAGACUAUCUACAAAAAGAAAGAAAUAUAGACGUCGCUCGAAAUUUAAGUGUAGCAAAAGGCAAACAAGAAAAGAUAGAUGCUGAGGAGGAAAGGCAACAACAGAUAGCGGAAGGAAAUGAGAUACCUGAGAUCAACCCGUUACAUUACACAUUAGUAAUACAUCCUGGUUCUAGGAAUCUAAGGAUCGGAAGAGCGUCGGAUUUCUACCCUAAAGAGAUCCCAAAUUGUAUCGCUAGACCUUCCAACGCACCUAAUAGGGGUAACGAUCCUCCCAUUCCUGGAAGUAGAGCGAAAAGAUUAGCUCAGCAUGCUUUGGAGAAAAAAGAAGCUAAACGAAGGAAAGGGGGCAAUGCCAAUCAAGAAGAUAUCGAGAUGAAUGGAAAUGGUAAUGGAAAUAGAAGUGAAUACGGAGAUGAUGAUGACGGCGAGGUAGAUGAUGAAUGGGUAGAUCCAGUCGAUUCAAACAUCAGUCAUCUCAGAGAAUAUUUAAGACAUAGACUGGUACAGGAGCGUUUAGCAACAGAUUGGAAAGAAGGUACAAGAGUGAAAACUCAUAACGCAAAGGUUAAACCUGAGAAUCUACCAGAACACAAUGAUCCAUAUAGGAUCGAUUGGACAGAAACUGACGGAAGACCAUUCUAUAUCGGCACCGAUGCAUUACGAUUACCUGAAAAAGCAGGGUAUAAAGUUCGAUAUCCAAUUUUACAAAAGCACUUGAAUACUAGAGAUUGGACUUCUUCACAAUUACUUUUGGAUGAUAUCGCUACUAUCAUACAGGAAUCCCUAAAAACAGAGUUAGGGAUAACAUCCCUGGAAUAUCCUAAAUACUCCGUCGUUUUCGUCAUUCCUGAUCAUGGCGAUAGAGUUUAUGUCCAAGAGAUGACUAACCUGUUCCUGACUACAAUGGGGUUCAAAGAGAUCGCUGUACAUCAAGAAGCAUACUGUGCUAUCUUCUGCGCAGGCAUGUCAUCGGCUUGUGUGGUGGAUAUCGGUGCUCAGUCGUCUUCCGUAACUUUUGUUGACGAGGGAUUACUGAACCCGGAUUCUAGAAUCAAGCUGAAUUAUGGCGGUGAUGAUAUCACCUCUUCUCUCGUUACUUUGCUUCAAAGAUCAAAUUUCCCUUAUAAAGAACUAGAUCUGGCUAAAACACAAGACUGGAUAAUGAUGGAUAAUCUGAAGAACAAGAUCUGUACUUUGGAAGAGCACCUUGUGGCCAGUACACCGUGGGACUUCUACGUCUUGAAAACAGAGGGAUUGACGCAGAAAUAUGUUUUCAGGACUUAUGACGAGAACAUUCUAGCGGCCUUGGUUUUCUUCGAUACUCGUCUUAUAGAUUUCAAAGAAAAGAAAGGGCGGAAAUCUUUCAGAUUCUGGGGAACUUCCGACGAUCAAGUCACCGAUGAUCUGACGUCCAGCUACGAAGAAUCAACUGGAGCUAUGAAGGCUUGCGUCACUCAUCUUCUUCCUGCUCCUGUACCAGAUGUAGCCAAUGGAGCUGAAGCUACUAUUGUUGAACCGGAAAGAGCGCCCGAAGCUGAGAAGGCAAAUGUAAAUGACAAUAAGGUGGAAGUCACAGCGUCUAAAGAUACGACACCCGUACCAGUACUGGGUCGACCACAAGAUUCAGCUACCUCUACACCCGCACCGGAGAUGAAUACCUCAACCCCUGCAGCAACUCUUACCACUACCGAACCUCUUGUGACCACUACAACCACCACUGCCACCGUUACCAACGGCUCUCCUACUAAGCCUUCUGUACCGGAAUUAUCUGAUCAACAAAUAAUAUCAGAGGCUUCUAAAUCUCCUUUAGACGCCGCGAUAGCAGCUAGUAUAUCAAUGGCCGGUACUGAAAACAAAGCUAAAACAGCAGCCAAUAGUAUCUUGUUGAUAGGUGGAAGUUCGGCUUUGAAAGGUUUAGGUGCUUUCAUAGCUGAUAGAUUACCGCCUCUUCUAAGGCAGAAAGGAUUUCCAAUAUCGGACGUCUCGAUUGUCCCUCCACCACGGAAUCUGAAUCCGAGAUUUGUCAGUUGGAAAGGCGCUUCGGUUAUGUGUAAUUUGGAGAGUUUGAGUGAUAUGUGGAUAAGGAGAGAUGAAUGGGAAAGUAUAGGAAGUAGAUCAUUGAAAGAUAGGUAUCUAUGGUAUUAG